CAGGCUCAUCCUGACAUGACCCUCCAGCAUAACUAUGCCACCAGCCAUACUGCUCAUUCUGUGCGUGAUUUCCUGCAAGACAGGAAUGUCAGUGUUCUGCCAUGGCCAGCGAAGAACCCGGAUCUCAAUCCCAUUGAGCAAGUCUGGGACCUGUUGGAUUGGAGGGUGAGGGCUUGGGCCACACCCUCCAGUUCCACUCAGAUCUAGAAACUCUGGGCAAGAAUACCAUAGCAGCCUAUACCAGAGUUUCUUAAACUAUGAGUUGGGACCAAAAGUGGGCUCUGGGCAUGUGAGAGGGAUUUGUCAAAGAUGUCCAUGAUGAUGCACUCACUAUUGUCUUUGAGAACAAUUGGCAACCUGAGAGACAAGUUUACUUUAGUGAUGUGCGGAUGCCACCUCCAGCCGACGGUAUAAAGGACAUCGGGGAGGGAGAAGAGGUGGAGAUCUUCUCCCGGGCCAAUGAGCAGGAGCCAUGUGGCUGGUGGCUUGGCAAAGUGCGCAUGAUGAAGGGAGAUUUCUAUGUGAUCGAGUAUGCUGCCUGUGACGCCACGUACAAUGAAAUAGUCACCUUUGAACGUCUCCGGCCUGUGAAUGUCAACAAGGGGGUGUCAAAGAGCUCCUUCUUCAAAUGCACAGUCCCAGUUCCUAACGAUCUGAAAGCAGCGUGCGAAAGUGAACAAGCGCAUAAAGAUUUCAAGAAGGCAGUGGGAGCUUGUCGGAUUGUCUACUGUCCAGAAACAAGUAACUUGGUUGUACUGACUAUAAAUGAAGCCACAGUUAAGCGAGUGUCUUUGCUCAGUGACAUGCACCUGAGGAGCAUUCGCACUAAGCUCAUGCUCCUGUCCCGAAAUGAGGAGGCCACUAAACAACUGGAGACUACAAAGCAACUGGCAUCCGCUUUCCAAGAGGAGUUUACAGUCAGGGUGGACCAUAUGGGUCAUGCCAUUGGAAGCCAUGGCAGCAACAUUCAACAAGCCAGAAAAGUGCCUGGAAUCACUGCUGAGCUGGAUGAAGGGAGUGGGACGUUCAUAAUUUACGGAGAGAAUGAGAAGGCGGUUAAGAAGGCAAGGAAUUAUCUGGAGUUUCUCGAAGAUUCUGUUCAGAUCCCAAGGAACUUGGUCGGCAAGGUAAUUGGCAAGAACGGAAAAGUAAUUCAGGAGAUUAUUGACAAGUCUGGGGUGGUGAGAGUAAGAAUUGAUGGGGACAACACACAGCCACGUCAAGAAGAGGUAGAGCUACUGCGUAUGGAGAGACUGCAGAUAGAUGAGCAGCUGAAGCUGAUUGGGAUGGGCCAAAGGCCUUCAUCUAGCCACCCAGCAGACAAGGACAAGAGCUACACCAUGGACAACAGUGUGGCUGCUACCUCUCUGCACACCAGCCGUUCCUACACUGGCAGAGGCCGCGGACGCAGAGGCCCCAACUACACCACCGGCUAUGGCACAAACUCUGAGCAAUCCAAUGACUCUGAGACUGACUCAGAGCGGAAGGAUGAGCUGAGUGACUGGUCCCUGGCGGGAGAGGAACCAGAGAGGGAUACCCAGCCACAGAGUAACAGCAGGAGGAGAGCUGGUCAAGGGAGGGGGAGAGGGCCCAGUGGCAGGGGCCGAGGAGCAGGAAGAGGAGCCUCCAACACCGCUCUAAAGGAUCGUGAUGGCAACCCAUACAGUGUGCUUGACAACACCGAGACAGACCAGACGGUCGACUCCAACCUCAACACAAACCGCUGCCACCUCUCCCGCCGGACUGACGAGGACACAACAGCCAUUGAUGGCAUGAGCGAAUCGGACAAAGCUUCCCUCGGUGAGAAUGGCCUUGAUCCCGGGCUGAAUCACAAAGCAGAUAGAUAAACUGAAAAUUACAAUAAAAGAACUGGGGCAUGUUGAGUGUAUUGCAGAGCACAGCCUCUCCACAUCAGCAAAGACAGGCAAUGGCCCCAGCAAUGGAAGAGGUGACGAACUAGGCAGAGCUUCCACAGUCUGUUACCAAGGGAACAGUGACUAGCAGCCUGUCCUGAAGUGUCUCCUAAUCUACAGACCCAUUAAUUGUACUACAUUCGUACAAUAGUUAUUGUACAAGCUUGCCAAAGAUGGACAUAUGGACUUCCAGAUUCUCUACUGCACUUUUCAGUUCCCUAACCAUGGGACACAGAGGGGGAGAUUUAGCACUGAACCGAGACAUGACAAAAAGCAUGUUUCAAGUACAUUAUCAGAUGUUGUGCCUUGAGAAUAGAUUUAACCUAGUUGCCUGGCUGUAGUAAAGUUGUCAAUGAUGACAAAGGUGAGAAGAAUCUAGAUAUCCUAAUAUUUGUUGAGCUUUGGCUGAUUUGUAUGUUUUUACAUAUACAAUCACUUCAGACGAGGAAAACUAGGAAAUGCAGUCGAAGAGGAAAAAAGUUUCACUGAAUUGGAAUUUAUUUCCCAUAAGACAAAAAAGCUGGAAACUGGUCUGUCAAUGUUCUUGUCCCAUUUCGUUAUGCACCCACCAGAGGCUGGAAUGAUGGUGGCAGUAACUUGUCUCAAAGGAGCUUUAUUUUGUUUAUUUAAAGAUGUACACUAUUUAAAAAGCUGUUGACACUAAACUGGCGGAACGACCGUGUUUUAUGCAGGUGACAAUUUGGACUACAGAGGUCAAUUUCCAGAUUUGGUAAACUAUGUAUUUUUGAAUGAUCAUUCGGGUUGUUUGAUGUGCAAUAUUUUUUGUAUGCGAGUAGUUCUUAAAUAAAACCUGAACUUUCAUCUAGAUCCAAAA
This is a messenger RNA of Salvelinus fontinalis (brook trout), 2748 nucleotides long. RefSeq names its product RNA-binding protein FXR1-like. Gene Ontology annotation, molecular function: mRNA 3'-UTR binding; translation regulator activity; protein homodimerization activity. Lineage: Eukaryota; Metazoa; Chordata; Actinopteri; Salmoniformes; Salmonidae. Gene Ontology annotation, biological process: regulation of modification of synaptic structure; negative regulation of translation; regulation of mRNA stability. The record is from RefSeq and is a predicted model, not a curated record. The transcript has 15 exons. Gene Ontology annotation, cellular component: membrane; growth cone; axon. The coding region runs from base 390 to 1847 and encodes 485 amino acids.